UUACUUUUGACCCAUAUUUCAUUUGUUUGUCUCAAUGUCCCUCAUGAAAGUUGAACCAGACGGGUCUGCAGAACAAUUUUUGCUGAGAAGGCAAAAGAAAUUCUCGCCCAAAUUGUGGAGAAGGGAGUCGAACCAAUUAAACCCAAAGCUAAAACUGUAAUAGAAAAGAACUUUCAAACUCGCAAUGAACAGGAUAUGCCUGGAUUUGUCUCGUCACAGCCACUAGCCACGCCUCCACUCGUGCAGUGCGCCUGCGAGCCGAGCAGAAACCAAUGGCCCAUCGUAGUGAAUUUCUCGGGUAAAGUGACAUUCUGCGCUUUUGAAUGCUCCCUUCGUCCAGCCGCCGACCCCUCGCCCCAAUUUCCAUUUUAAAUGAAAGUCUCCCACUUUCUAGCUGAGACAGACAAAAAUAAAACUCGGGCAAAACUAAUCGGAGAGAGGCAGUUCACUGUCACUUCCUGGGUCACUUCCAGAAGUCACUUCCGGGGUCGAAGCGAGGCCAACAAUACGCCUGCUACCGCAGGAGUUACGAGCUGGGCCGCGCGCAGCCUGAAUGCCUAAACCAGGUUUUGCGCAUGCUCAUAUAAAGCUCUCCUAACCCGUCUUCCGGUGGGAAUUCCUUCACGUGGUCCGGAGUCGGAGACUGAGUUUAGCUUUACUGAGGAGCUCUAAUUUUAAGCGGGUAUGAGUGAUUUCAGUGAAGAAUUAAAAGGGCCUGUGACAGAUGAUGAAGUGGAAACAUCUGUGCUCACUGGGGCAGGAAUGCAUUUUCCUUGGCUUCAAACAUACAUAGAAACUGUGGCCAUUGGAGGGAAAAGGAAGAAGGAUUUUGCUCAGACAACAAGUGCUUGUUUAAGUUUUAUCCAAGAAGCUCUGCUGAAGCACCAAUGGCAGCAAGCUGCAGAAUACAUGUACAGUUAUUUUCAGACCUUGGAAGAUUCAGAUAGCUACAAAAGGCAGGCUGCACCUGAGAUUAUUUGGAAGCUUGGAAGUGAAAUUCUAUUUUAUCAUCCCAAAAGCAACAUGGAGACUUUCAAUACUUUUGCUGACCGGAUGAAAAAUAUUGGCGUCAUGAAUUAUUUAAAGAUCUCCUUACAACAUGCAUUAUACCUUCUGCAUCACGGAAUGCUUAAAGAUGCUAAGAGAAAUCUGAGUGAGGCAGAGACAUGGAGACAUGGUGAAAACACGUCUUCCCGGGGAAUAUUAAUCAACCUUAUUCAGGCCUAUAAAGGGCUUUUACAGUAUUACACCUGGUCUAAAAAGAAGAUGGAAUUGUCAAAGCUUGAUAAGGAUGAUUAUGCUUACAACGCAGUAGCCCAGGAUGUGUUCAACCACAGCUGGAAGACAUCUGCAAAUAUUUCUGCAUUGAUUAAAAUUCCUGGAGUUUGGGACCCUUUUGUGAAGAGUUAUGUAGAAAUGCUGGAAUUCUAUGGGGAUCGAGAUGGAGCCCAAGAGGUACUCACCAAUUAUGCAUACGAUGAAAAGUUUCCAUCAAAUCCAAAUGCCCAUAUCUACUUAUACAACUUUCUAAAGAGACAGAAGGCACCAAGAUCAAAAAUGAUAAGUGUGCUUAAGAUUUUGUAUCAGAUUGUACCAUCUCAUAAAUUGAUGUUGGAAUUCCAUACAUUACUUAGAAAAUCAGAAAAAGAAGAACACCGUAAACUGGGGUUGGAGGUAUUAUUUGGAGUCUUAGAUUUUGCCGGAUGCACUAAGAAUAUAACUGCUUGGAAAUACUUGGCAAAAUAUCUGAAAAAGACCUUAAUGGGAAACCACCUUGUGUGGGUUCAAGACGAGUGGAACUCCAGGAAAAACUGGUGGCCAAGCUUUCAUUUCAGCUACUUUUGGGCAAAAAGUGAUUGGAAGGAAGAUACAGCUUUGGCCUGUGAGAAAGCUUUUGUGGCUGGAUUACUGUUAGGAAAAGGUUGUAGAUAUUUUCGGUAUAUUUUAAAGCAAGAUCACCAAAUCUUAGGGAAGAAAAUUAAGCGGAUGAAGAGAUCUGUGAAAAAAUACAGUAUUGUAAAUCCAAGACUCUGAUACUGAAUUUUAGUUAUUUCACAGUAGUAGCUACACAUGCAGUCGGUGUUGACUACAUGCAGAGCACUGAGCCAGGUGGAGUGAGACAAAGCAGCAAAAGUAAGAACCCAGGUCUGCUCAUUUCUGCCUGCCAGCAUCAUUUCACAAAGCCUCUGACCCUGUGACGACAUGCAACUCUCUGGAAAGAUGCCUUGAAGACAAAACAGCAUAAAGCAGAGGGCAACCCCAGGUCUCUUGCCUGAGUCACUACAUUCCUUAAGUGACCCCAGUCCUUGCCUUUUCCUACACAUGAGAUAAAGUCUGAUGGGAUUAGUGAUUAUGCUUCUGUAAUCCAUAACCAGAUGUACUCUUACACCUAAACCUUGAUGAGAUGCUGCUUGAAUGUAACUUUUGAGCAAGUUUGAUGUGUUUUGCUCUAUAUGAACCCUACCACCUGUAUAUAAGCAGUGAGCUGAAAUACUGUGCUGGAACAGUCUGACAGGACUGCUUGCUUAUAUGGUUACUACUUAUAACCAUUCAUCACUACUACUUUAAGACACUUUAGCAAUAACUAAAUAAAGAUAAUUUAAAGUCUUGUUUUCUCCUUGAAACCUCUGAAUGUAUAGAUUUAGGAUGUACAACCUGAUGUUUUGAUACGCAUUCUGAAAUGAUCACUACAGUCAAGCUAAUUAAUAUCUUCAUUAUCUCUACAUAAUUACCAUUGUGUAUGAAUUGUAUGUGUAUGUGUGAUGAGAAGAUUUAAGAUCUUCUUAACAAAUUAUAAGUAUGUAAUACAGUACUGAGCUGUCAUCACCGUGCUGUACGUUGGAUCUCCAGAAAUCAUCUUGUAUCACUGAAACUUUGUACCAUUUGACCAAUAUCACUCCAUUUCCCCCUUCCCUCAGCCCCUGACAACCAUCUUACCCUCUGCUUCUCUGAAUUUGACUCAGAUUUCACAUACAAGUGAGAUGAUCAUGCAGUAUUUCUCUUUCUGUGGUCUUGCCUAUUUUAAUUUUGCUCGGCAUAAUGUCCUCCAUGAUCCGAAUGGCAGAAUUUCUUCCUUUGAUAAGGCUGAGCAAUAUUUAAUUGUAUUUUUAUAAACCCUAUCUUUAUUCAUCUGCCAAAGGACAUUGAGUAAUGCUGCAAUGAACAUAGGAGUGCAGAUAUCUCUCUGCAAUCUUGAUUUCAAUUCCUUUGGGUAUAUACCCAGAAUUUUCUAUUUUCAAUUUUUUUGGGGGAACCUCCAUAUUGUUUUCCAUAAUUUACAUCCCUACCAGCAGCGUACAAGCACUUCCUCUUUUCAUCCUCACUAGCGCCUAUCUUUGACCUUUGAUACUAUUCAUUCUACCAGAUGUGAGGCUGUAUCUCCUGGUUUGAUUAGCAUUUCCGUCGUGACUGGAGAUGUUGAGCACUUACUCAUAUACCUGUUAGCUAUUCAAAUUUCUUUUGAGAAGUGUCUAUGUAGGUCCUUUGCCCAUUUUUAAAAUUGAAUUAUAUUUUUGUUAUUGAGUUAUAUGAGUUCUUUAUGUAUUUUGGAUUAUUCGCCCCUAGCUGAUUAAUUAUAUGGAAUGUGAAUUACAUCUCUGUAAAGCUGUCAACACCCCAUUCCCUUCCUACCUCCCCUCAUAGAAAGAAAUAAAAAUGUUCUAUGGAGUCAGAAA
This is a messenger RNA of Piliocolobus tephrosceles (Ugandan red Colobus), 3674 nucleotides long. It is a transcript of the gene TAF1A, whose product is annotated as TATA-box binding protein associated factor, RNA polymerase I subunit A. The transcript has 12 exons. NCBI's taxonomy places the organism in Eukaryota, Metazoa, Chordata, Mammalia, Primates, Cercopithecidae. Gene Ontology annotation, biological process: transcription by RNA polymerase I. The coding region runs from base 685 to 2034 and encodes 449 amino acids. The record is from RefSeq and is a predicted model, not a curated record. Gene Ontology annotation, cellular component: RNA polymerase I transcription regulator complex.